Messenger RNA from Oldenlandia corymbosa var. corymbosa, 4295 nucleotides. The record is from the annotation of a GenBank genome assembly. NCBI's taxonomy places the organism in Eukaryota, Viridiplantae, Streptophyta, Magnoliopsida, Gentianales, Rubiaceae.
CAAACAUCGAAGUCUACGUGUCCCUCUUCUCCUAAAAGGCUAAAACCUCCAGAUUUAACCGCCACUGAGCUAAGUCUGCAACUUCAUUCGGCUCCCUCUUCUUCUUCCUCACCAUUUUCAUACUUCAAAAUUCAAAUCAGUUUCCUGGCAAAGGGGAAACAAAACCCAUGUCCAAAUGACCACGAUAUCGUUAUCCUUAUCCCCAAUUCCCCGCCCUAUCUCAAUCUCUGUCAUUCCCUUUCCAGCCAAACUCCCAAGCCUUCAAUCCGCCACCUUCGACCGCCGGCGGCUCCUCCUCCCUCUGACCUCCGUCUUUGCCCGAGCAAAGUCCAAAGAACUCAUCCUCGGAAACCCUUCUGUGACGGUGGAAAAGGGCAAGUACAGCUACGACGUCGAGACCCUUAUCAACAAGCUCUCUAGUCUUCCUCCCCGUGGUAGCAUUGCUCGAUGCCUCGACGCCUUCAAGAACAAGCUCUCCCUCUCUGAUUUCUCCCUCGUUUUCAAAGAAUUCGCCGCCCGCGGCGACUGGCAACGGUCUCUUCGUUUGUUCAAGUAUAUGCAGCGGCAGCUAUGGUGUAAGCCUAAUGAACAUAUUUAUACUUUAAUGAUUGGAAUUCUUGGCAGGGAAGGCCUUUUAGAGAAAGCUUACGAAGUGUUUGAAGAAAUGCCUGAGCAUAAUGUUGUUAGGACUGUUUUAUCCUACACUUCUAUCAUUAAUGCCUUCGGCCGAAAUGGUCAGUAUGAAACGUCUCUGAAGUUGCUUAGGGAAAUGAAGAAAGAGAGAAUCAUGCCUAGUAUUUUGACUUAUAAUACCACCAUUAAUGCUUGUGCCCGUGGCGGGUAUGAGUGGGAGGGUCUUCUUGGUUUAUUUGCAGAGAUGAGACACGAAGGAAUUCAACCCGAUUUAGUAACAUAUAAUACUUUGUUAAGUGCUUGUGCGAAUCGGAAAUUGGGGGAUGAGGCCGAAAUGGUGUUUAGGACGAUGAAUGAGAGUGGGGUUUUACCGGAUAUAACUACCUUUAGUUAUUUAGUUGAGACAUUUGGAAAGUUGGGAAAGUUAGAGAAGGUAACUGAGUUAUUGAGAGAAAUGGAGGAAGAUGGGAAUUUGCCCGAGAUAACUAGUUAUAAUGUGUUGUUGGAGGCCUAUGCGGAUUUAGGGUUGAUAAAUGAGGCCUUGGGAGUGUUUAGGCAAAUGCAGGCAGCUGGUUGCAUGCCUAAUGCCUCUACUUAUAGUAUUUUGCUUAACCUAUAUGGGACUCAAGGGAGGUAUGAUGAGGUUAGGAAUCUGUUUCUUGAAAUGAAGGUGAGUAAUACAGAACCGGAUGCAGCAACGUAUAACAUACUUAUUCAGGUUUUUGGAGAGGGGGGGUAUUUUAAGGAGGUGGUGACUUUAUUUCAUGAUAUGGUAGAGGAAAUUGUAGAGCCAAAUAUGGAGACAUAUGAGGGAUUAAUAUAUUCUUGCGGGAAAGGGGGCCUUCAUGAGGACGCAAGGAGAAUUCUGCUCCACAUGAAUGGUAAAGGAGUGGUUCCUAGCUCGAAAGCAUGGACAGGAGUAAUUGAAGCCUAUGGACAGGCUGGGUUGUAUGAGGAGGCUCUUGUUGCAUUCAAUACAAUGAAUGAGGUCGGGAGCAUUCCAACCGUUGAGGCAUAUAAUUCUUUGCUUCAUGCAUUUGCCAAAGGAGGACUCUACAAAGAAUGUGAAGCAAUUACUGCUAGAAUGGGAGAGCAUGGAGUCCAGCGGAACAGUGAUUCGUUUAAUGCUGUCAUUGAAGGAUAUAGACAGGGUGGGAAAUUUGAGGAUGCCAUGAAGGCUUAUGUUGAAAUGGAAAAGGCGAGAUGUGACCCUGAUGAGUUUACCCUUGAGGCAGUUUUAAGUGUUUACUGCUUUGCAGGUCUCACAGAUGAGAGUGAGCAGCAGUUCCAAGAAAUUAAGGAGUUGGGUAUAUUGCCAAGUAUAAUGUGCUAUUGUAUGAUGCUGGCAGUUUAUGCGAGAAGUGCGAGAUGGGACAAAGCCUAUGAAUUGCUGAAUGAGAUGCUUUCGACUAAAGCAUCCAAUGUUCAUCAAGUUAUUGGGCAGAUGAUCAAGGGUGACUUUGAUGAUGAAAACAACUGGCAGAUGGUAGAGUACGUUUUCGACAAACUGAGCUCUGAAGGUUGUAGUUUGGGGAUGAGAUUCUACAAUACACUUCUUGAAGCACUUUGGUGGCUUGGCCAGAAGGAAAGGGCAGCAAGAGUACUGGAUGAAGCAACAAAGAGGGGAAUCUUUCCUGGGUUAUUUCGUUUGAACAAACUUGUUUGGUCUGUGGAUGUGCACAGGUGGUUUUCUAUUUCCAGACUCCAAAAGAUGCUAUUUUCUGUUAAGGAAUUUUCUUAUAGUUAUAAGAAUAACAUAUGUUCAAUUUUUGCUUCUCAUCCACUCUUGUUUUUCAUGAAUUUCUACCAUUUUAGGAUGUGGCCUGGUGGUGCUUGUACUGCAGUUUCCGUAUGGCUGAAGAAGAUGCAAGAAAUAUCCUGUAAUGAAGAGGAGCUUCCGCAUCUUGCAACAGUUGUCUUGGUAAGAGGACAGUUGGAAAGUAGCUCAAUAGCACAAGAUUUCCCUGUUGCAAAAGCUGCGGAUUCCUUGCUAAGGGAUACUGUUUCAUCGACCUUUGGUUUCCCUGGAUGGAAUAACGGGAGGAUAGUCUGCCAAAAAUCUCAGCUUAAGCGCAUCCUAUUUACCAGAGAAACAUCCUCUGAAGGAACUGAAAGUGAUUUUACAAUUAAUCUGAGUAACUCUCCUUUUCCUUUCGUGGAAACAAAAACAUCCAGGAAUGAAGUCAAGAGAAGGCAACAAGAUAGUGCUGAUAACGAGGCAGGCAUUAGAAAGAGAAUGGAACUCACUGCCAGUUCCAUUUAAACAGAUAAGGGUAUACCUAGAUCAGUUUUUGGUCCAAUAUUUGUGUGGGAAAGAACUGAAGUGAAUGAUUGUUGAAUCAAGAACGCCUCUACAAUGAUUGUUGAGCUAAGAUCUGCACUAAACCGUGCAUGGGGAGUUCAAGUGAAGAUCCUGAGCUAGCUGAAUACGUUGAAUAGGAUGUAGAAUUCUCUGAAUCUCGUGAAGUUCAGCGUGAUAGUUCAAUAGAUUGUGUUGCCACCCUUUUUUUGUUCUUGGCUUAGAAACAGGAGGCGAGGCAGACAUUGACAGCAGUCAGAUAAAAUCCUUGUCCUGAUUGGUUCAUGUCUCUCACUUUCUCUUCCACUCUCUGUAUCCUGGUGCUAAAGAUUUGAUGCAUCUCAUUCCCGAGGUGAGCAAAGGUCCUAUAAGUUACAGUUUGGGUAAAGUUAGAUUUAUCUUAAAAAUUCUUUGUUUCUAACCUAGGAAGUUUUGAAUUUUUGUAACUUAAAAGAUGACUAUAGAUUGAAAACUCCCGAAAUUUGCUAAAACAUACAUGAUGGACCAUACACUGUUUCAGUCUACUUGUCAUGAAUAGAUAGUCUCUGAUGUCGCGGAAGCUCUUGUUCGACUUUUCUUAAUUUUUAUCCAACCAAAGUGUGUUUAGGCAGUCAAUCAGUCAUCAUUGUGGGGAAAUGGAAUGCUGUCUAUUCUUCUUCUUUUUUUUUUUAAUUCUCAUAUGGAGAAAUUAUUUAUAUACUUGAUAUAAUCAAAUCAUUGUUGUACCUAAUAAAAGAAAUAUUGUAAAGAUGGGAGAAACAUCUUUAAAGAUGAAAAGAGAUGAUCUUCUUCAGACUUUGCCUUUUAGUCUUUUACCACUUUUCAGGUGAAACUUCUCACAUAAAAAUGCAUUAGAUGAGCUAAAAAGGAAGAUCAAAAGAGAUGGAAAGUGCAUCAGUGGACCAUCCUCAUUCCUAUAUGCCAUUAAUAUCUGGGCUUUUUCAAUUCAUGUUUUGGAGAAGAACUAGUUGUAAAUUCAGUAUUCAGUGCACUAUGUCAAUAAACUGAAGGCUGAAGCCCACUUUCGUUCUUUGUAGCAUUAUGCAUGUCACCUUAAAAUUGUACUCCUACAAUUUACUAAUGCACGGGAGGAAAAAUUUCGUAUGUGAGGGAAAGUUUCACUGUCGAGUCCAAAUCAGAACUAGAAGAAAAGGAGAUGCUGGAACAGCGUAGUUCUUGGUUGAGCAUUAAACUUUAUGGGAUUAUUCGGUUUUUUUCCCCACUUUAGUAAUUAAUCCAUCCAUUACUUUGAGAUGUUACUAAAUAAGUUACAGCUUGAUGGAGUGAGAUUUACUUUAGAGCUGAGACAUGAAAGUUUUGUCACUCUAGAUUAGGCCUUGUUCUUUUAUAAAUGAUGAUUAAG